AACAAAUCUGACCGAGUGAUACGAGGACAGAGUGUACCAUUUACUAUUGUAGCAAUGUUAUCCUGGUGAGUUUGCAAACAAGGUAAAAACCUACUGAAAAAACUUAACUAGAUCUCAAGGAUCAUUAUGAAGCUCGGUUGGAUAUAAGAAAUUAAACAAACGUGUAAUUCACGGAAUGUCUGAUAAUUGCCGUGUGUCAGAGGCCCUGUACGUGGGCCUUUGUCGUUAUAUAGGGACACCAACAGAAUUGACCGUCAGGAGGGAAGUGGUGGACAUCUGUGAGAUGAUGAAUAAACCUGUACAGAUAUGUAAAGGCAUAAUACAUAUGGUUAGUGGUAGUUAUAGGGAAGGUUUCAGGUUUUAUGAAUCUUCUGACUUAGACAUAAUGUACUGGCCUGUCAACCAUGAAGUCUUAACCGACCUAUCACAGUCCAGUGUUAAUGCCCUGCCUGGACAUUCAAAUAUACUCAUGGAGGACACGGAUACACCACCGGGGUUUGUCAGACUACGGCCUCUGUUGUCAUUAGGAUUUCACUGUAUUGCUAAGGCAGUUGUUAGUCUCGGUGACAGGUUGUAUAUAUCGAGUUCCAGAUGGAGAAAAAUCGGGAUGACUGUGAUGAGUGAUUUAAAAACUUUUCACACAAUAACAAACCAUGGUCCUUGUGCCACUGGUUUCAUUGGAGAUGUAGAACAUGACAUUGCUCUUUGUUUUCAUUGUCACCAUUGGUCACGGUUGACAUGUUAUUGGAGUAAAAGAUGCACCCUGCAUAACUGGCCCCCAAACCACGUGUUUGAUGAUAUUCUAAGAAAUGGUUGCCAUAUUGUGUCUGUCGGGAGUAAAAUGGCAGCUGCUGAAAAUGAACUGGAAUGGAGAUUGUCAUUUUCUCAUGCAGAGCAAAAACUAGUCUAUGCAAUGAACCACACGCAGUUUUUGUGCUAUGGGCUUUUAAAGAUAUUUCUGAAAGAAGUAAUCAACCACACCGUAGAAGAACCAUUUUUGUUCAUAUUUUGCGAAGACAACGAUGUUCUGGUGAAUACAAAUAGGACAUAUAACCUGGUGUCCAAAUAACUUACUAGAUUGUUUCUGGAAAUGUUUCAAAUACUUAUUACAUUGCGUACAUGAUGGUGUAAUGCCAAAUUUUUUCAUCCCACAGAACAACAUGUUUAUCAGCAAAUUGUCCACAGUUAAAGGUGCACGCACAAGACAGUGUCUGUUAGAACAACUUAGCAUGUAUUACGAAAUGGGCGUGAACUGUUUGCUUCAAAGUCCGACGAUCAGAAAGAUCAUUGGACCAAUUAUAUGUAACAGUCCGGUCUGAAUAAUACCACUUCAAGGUCAUGUACGAAAUACCGCUGAUAAGGAUGAAAGAAUCAAAAUCGAAAUAUGUAGAAUAGCUACUGACGAUCAAAUUAUCAUAGGAAGCAGUUAUCUUUGUCUGAAAACUAUGCUUAAUUUAUUACAUUCAACAAGUUCAGUUUAUCAGAAAUUAACGUUGCAGAAGUGGUUAGCGGAUGUUCUUGUAAAUUUCAAACCAUGGUACUUGCAUUUCGAAUGUUCAUCAGAUUGUGCAAAUAAGGCCGUGUACAAAUCAGACAGACUUAUUUGUAACAUGUUGAAGCUGGCAGGUAGAGUGGGUGAUGUGUCUUGCUUGUUGUAUCUUGCUUUGUACUACUACAGAACAUGUAGAUAUAGAGAGGCGCUUCAUGUUACAACUGUAGUUAAAGCAAAGCUAGCACAGCCCUAUAUCAUGUAUCACACAGUAGACAAAGACAAAUACAAUGAAAUUGUAGUGGGAUGGUCUCUGUCUAAACGUCUAAAGAGGGCUUGGGCAGAUACUUUACGUUUCCAUAAUUAUGGACAUGUUUAUAAAAUCCAAGAACUUAUUUUAGAACAGAAAGUAAGCAAAGAAAACGGUGAACCAGUCAUUUAUAUUUCACCCUAUGUAGUGGCCGAGAUGUUAAGUGUGUUGUGCAACUACAGACUGGGUAACCGACCCCAGUGUCUACAGUCACUGACAGACCUACAAACACUGCUGCUCUAUGAUGACGGGAGAUACGUAGAUUUGGAUACUAGAGACAUCUCGUGGCAGAUACUGGGGAUCUGCCAGCAGGUUGUGGGGGACCUAAACUGGGCGUUAGAGUCUUAUAAACAGUCACUGAGACAGGAACCAUCGCACAAAAUACAGAAAGCCACACACUAUAGAAUAGCGCUUAUUCUGAAUCAAUUAAAUGGAGGGCAUUAGUCUUGCUUUUUUGUAGUGAUUUUUUUUGGUGGGGUAUUUUCAAACUAAUAUAUCAGUUAGAUUUGAUACAUUGCAAUUAAAAGAUAUUCGUUUUCGGUUUUUUUAAUACGGAACACUAUCAGUCAAGUAAGAAGAUAGAAAUUAAAUCUGUUUAGCAUACAUAACACUGUGUAUAUUUUUUAUCAUCUAUACAUUCCUGGGUAUACUGCAUUUUCAUCUAAUAAUAGAACGUACAUGAUUGAAUUUUUCUUUAAAUUCAUUUUUUUUUGUUUUUACAAUAACGAAAGUGCGCUAAAAUUGAAAUUACGACGUUUGCUCCUGGCCAAUAACAACUAUAUUACAGGAGGGACUAUUAAUACUAUCACCUUGUAGUCAGUCGAUUAAACCAUCGUACAAAUAUUACCAGUGUUUAAGGAACAUGUGACAGUCAUGCAAACCAAUCCGUUUUGAUAUGCAUUAAAUAUUUAUGUAUUUCUAAGAAAAUGUAAAUAUCUUGUUUAGUGGACAAGUAGAGUUUAAUACGAUUAGCAGCAUAUAUAUUGAUUGUAUUCAUGUUGCAUUACAUUGCAUUCAACCAUCCUAAAAUUUAAACAGUGUUUUAUCAUUGCUACAUGUAUAAUAAACAUGACUGAAUGCAUUUUGAAACUAAUUAUAUUAUCGAAUGAAU
Molecule: messenger RNA, 2910 nt
Organism: Magallana angulata
Lineage: Eukaryota; Metazoa; Mollusca; Bivalvia; Ostreida; Ostreidae
Exons: 1
Coding region: 176-1069 (297 amino acids)
Source: RefSeq, a predicted model, not a curated record